This is a messenger RNA of Trichoderma asperellum CBS 433.97, 798 nucleotides long. RefSeq lists its product as uncharacterized. Lineage: Eukaryota; Fungi; Ascomycota; Sordariomycetes; Hypocreales; Hypocreaceae. The record is from RefSeq and is a predicted model, not a curated record.
AUGGCGGCUCAGAACAAGUUUACAACUUGCCAGUUUGUAAUAGAGAAAUGCGAUUUCUCGAAUGCCCAGCUCGCACCCACAUGUGUUGAGAAUUUCUGCCAAGGAGAGCCAUACGGCUUUGGCUCCUGCACAGUAGACUUCACAGGCGUGCCAGCAGAGUGCUGCUCGCAAAGCACGGUUGGCGAUGUUGCGCAAUGCAUGGCCGACUUUCAGCAACAAAAUGGAUAUGGCGUCUUUCACGAUGCCUGUCUUUCCGUUCAGCGAUAUGUCGCUAACUGCGAGAAAGCCGUCUCCAACUUUGAUGGCUCAUCCUACAAGGAGCAGGCUAGCUGUCUUUGUUAUGAUAGUAAUAACAACUACGAUCCAGACACGUGGGAUAACGCAGUAGCAACCUGUGUGAGCACAGGACAAAGCGCUCAUCCGACCAUCUGGAGCGCGCUGGAGAAGAACUCUGGGGUGAUUGGUCUAUGCACCAAGUUUGCAGAUGGUGCCGCCGCCACUGGUUCUGCAGCGACCGCUCCUCUUCCAACGGACUCAGCAAGCUUCACUGGUACUGGUGAUGCCUCUCCAGGAACAACGGCGGGAGGUGACUCGCCGACUCCAACCGGGACAGGCUCAGCGGCUGCCAAUCCAACCAGCUCCAGCAAGCAGUCAUCAACUGCAACUCGCAGUUCAGCGGCAGCAGCCACCACGAGCAGCGCAGCAGCUCCUAAUGUUGGAGAGAUGGGCUACAUUCGUAUGAAGUGGAUAGCUGUAGGCCUUGGGCUGGCGCUGCCUGCGUUUAUGGGGACGUUGUAG